Molecule: messenger RNA, 3552 nt
Organism: Pseudophryne corroboree (corroboree frog)
Lineage: Eukaryota; Metazoa; Chordata; Amphibia; Anura; Myobatrachidae
Gene: FAM20C
Product: FAM20C golgi associated secretory pathway kinase
Exons: 10
Coding region: 935-2653 (572 amino acids)
Biological process (GO): enamel mineralization; protein phosphorylation
Cellular component (GO): Golgi apparatus
Molecular function (GO): protein serine/threonine kinase activity
Source: RefSeq, a predicted model, not a curated record
ACAGGAGGCUGGAGCUGCAGCACUGCAAGUUCAGCCAGUGACAGUCUACACAGCCUUCCACUGAAAAGGGGAUUUCACUCUGCACCUGCCAAAGACCGACCCUGUUCCCUUUCACCUCCAUUCUCUCCUUCUUCUUUUCCUCUCCCUCUUACGUUACCUUCUAAAGUAUCCAGGCAGACAUGAACCUAGGAAUUCAAUGAUUGCCAAGAAGCCAGCACAAUCCCUGCUUUCUCCUAGGCUCCCUAUGCUCUUUGUGCAACAUCCAGCUUGUGUUGCAGAAAUGUCCAUAGGCAGCCAAUGCUGUUUGGAUGCAGGAUCAAACAGACCUGAUUUGUGACAGCACACUGGGUCCCCGGCAGGAGCUGCUGCAAGGAGAUACCUGGAUCCUACUGUAAGAGAACUUAUCCUGAGCCAAUGGUUUUGAGAAUCCUGCAGAAAUGGAUAGUCCUCCUGCUGUAUCCUGGGGUCAGCUCACUGAGGAUGGGGAGUAGAGCUGUGUGUUCUCCAGCCCAGCAUUCCGGAUUGUCUUAUUUAUCUCAUAAAUUCAUGCUUCCCCCCCGCUAAUUUUCCCUACCUACAUUCCACCGACUCCUGCAGUCCACAUCCAUAAUCCAUUUAUUAAAUGUCCCUUUUGCAAUAAGGCUGCACAGAAACUGUAGACUUCUUUUUAUGACCUCUUUAUUGUUUUAUGCUCUUAUUUAUAAAUAUGAUGUUCAAUCUAGUAGCUUAGCAGGGAAUACUGUGUUUACGUCCUGGUUUUAUUUAUAAAUCUAAUAUUAAGCCUAAUAGUUUAGCAGGGAUUACUUUGUAAUCUUGAAAUUAUUUUGUAUGUGUCACGGAGCUUUUUCUGUGAAAGAGCUUUUUUUUUUUUUUUUUUGUAAGUUUAGUGCGGAGAAAAUAAAAUAAAGGUGCAAGUGUUCUACAGCUUGCCAGGAUGAAGAUGAUUUUAGUUCGCAAGUUUAGGGUGUUGAUACUGAUGGUGUUUUUAAUUGCUUGCACAAUGCAUAUUAUGAUUGAUUUACUACCAAAGCUGGAAAAGAGAGCUACAAGGAGUGAUGGAGAGGUAGGCUGCUCCUGUACUCACAAUCUAAAUGAUGACACGCAGGGCUGGGUGAAACAGAGACCCAAAAAUACAGCUGAAUCAGGAUGGCCUAAUAAACAUACAUUGAGGAUUCUCCAGGAUUUCAGCAGUGACCCCAGCUCCAAUCUCACUUCUCAUUCAUUAGAGAAAAUCACUGGAAUAAUGGACAAAAACGAGUCUUUUAAAAAACUGGAGCACCGACAAAUUGGGAAAGACUUAAACAGUAAGCAGCUGAUCCAAGAUGGGAGCAUACACAAGCCAAAGUCUGGGCUUGGGUACUCUAGGUUGGCAGCCCUCUUUCAGCAUCCUUUAUUCAAAGGUGCUAUUCCUGAACUCACUGAAGAUGAUGUGUUAUUUAAUGUGAACAGUGACAUCAGAUUUAACCCCAAAGCUGCUGAAAAUCAGGAAUGGCAAAAUGUAGCAAAUGAAGGUAACGAGGAGGGAGAAUUCUUGCCUACUGGAGAAGCUCAUGUAGACUCUUAUCCAAACUGGUUAAAGUUUCACAUUGGAAUCAAUCGGUAUGAGUUAUAUUCCAGGCACAAUCCUGCCAUAGGAGCUUUACUGCAAGAUCUGAGCAGCCAGAAAAUCACUAGUGUUGCAAUGAAAUCUGGAGGCACCCAACUCAAGCUCAUUAUGACUUUCCAAAAUUACGGGCAAGGGCUAUUCAAGCCUAUGAAGCAAACAAGGGAACAAGAAACACCUCCUGACUUUUUCUACUUUUCAGACUAUGAGCGUCACAAUGCUGAAAUUGCUGCUUUUCAUUUGGACAGGAUUCUCGAUUUUCGCCGUGUACCACCUGUCGCUGGCAGACUGGUGAACAUGACCAAAGAAAUAAGAGACGUUACGCGGGACAAGAAACUGUGGAGAACGUUUUUCCUUUCCCCAGCAAACAACAUUUGUUUCUACGGAGAAUGCUCUUACUACUGUUCAACAGAACAUGCCCUGUGCGGAAAGCCAGAUCAGAUAGAAGGCUCCCUGGCAGCCUUCCUCCCAGACUUGUCUCUCGCUAAGAGGAAAACAUGGAGGAAUCCGUGGAGGCGCUCCUACCACAAACGCAAAAAAGCAGAAUGGGAAGUUGAUUUUGACUACUGUGAAGAAGUCAAGCAGACUCCGCCCUAUGACAGUGGCACAAGACUACUAGAUCUCAUCGAUAUGACUGUGUUCGACUUUUUAAUGGGAAAUAUGGAUCGUCACCAUUAUGAGACCUUUGAGAAGUUUGGAAACGAAACGUUUAUUAUUCAUCUGGAUAAUGGACGAGGAUUUGGAAAGUAUUCCCAUGACGAGCUGUCUAUCCUGGUACCGCUGAAUCAAUGCUGCAGGAUCAAGAAGUCUACAUACUUGCGAUUGCAGCUCCUAGCAAAGGAGGAAUACCAGUUGAGCAAAAUGAUGGAGGAAUCCUUAGAAAUGGAUAAAAUAACCCCAAUCCUCUACCAGCCACAUCUUGAAGCGAUGGACAGAAGGCUCCGAAUUAUCCUGAAAGCUAUCGGUGACUGCAUAGAAAAAGAUAGCUAUGAUACUGUAGUCGAAAAUGACUUGGACUCCAAUCUGAGCAACAAAACGACUAAGAGGUAGUGACGCAGAAUGCCACUUUCCCCAACCAAGAAAACUUAGUCUUGCCGAAGACUGCGAAUGCUCCUCUGUGAAUUCAGUGAAUUCAGAUUUAAGGUUUAAUUGUUCCCACUGUAGAAAAUCUAUAGAAACCAAGAAGGAUUAGAUAACGUGUCUGUAACAUAAGUAGAGUUUAUUUGGAUGUGCGUAAGAGAAUACGGUCAAAGACCUAUGGAAAUGGUUUUGGGUUCUAAGCAUAUCCUAAUCUUUUUUGUACAGAUAGGAGGCCUUUAUUUAAAAAUGAAAAUUAUUUUGUAUUUAUAUAUGGUAUAAAUAUAUAAAAUGACGACCUACCUACAGUACCACUUUUUGGAGAAAAAAGGGACAGUAUAGUUUUGAUUACCUGUGGUGCUGACUUGACUAUACCACACUGACGCCUUCAAGAUGACUUCAAUCCGUUAACUUGAGCAUACUGUAUUUCCUGCAAAUUGGUGUUUCUGGGGGUCUUAAAUCCAAAGUCUUAAAGGUGGAGGGUUCAUGGUGAUAAUCAUUGACAUUAGCUACUUAUCUGUAAGACACAAGGGCAUGACUUUCUAGAUCAGAGAAGGAAAACCAUGGGCACUCAAGCUAUUGUUGAUUCAGUGCUUCCAGCAUGCUCUGCCAAUCGCUGACUGGCCAAGCAUCCUGGGGAGGGGGAUAUAGUUUACUAUAAAAUGGAUAUCAGCAGGUAACCUAGCUCUGCUCUUGUUGUUUGUAGCCAGGUAGCUGCCUUCCCAUGUUUGCUUUUACUAUAUUUGUGUAAAUAUUGUAUAUACAUACAUGGAUAAUAGCUGCAUUGUGCGGCUAUCAGCUUCAUUUUGCAGCGUUUUUGUGAUUUGUUUGCAGCGUGGUAAAAGUGCAAUAAAAGAUACAGCAAAUAAGUA